UUUCAAAAAAUAGUCCAAAAUAUUCUACUGGAUUUACAGUAAAAUUUAAUACUGGCGGAAUAGAUUACUCCAAAAGUAAUAUAGCAAGUAAUAUUGUUACUAAUUUCUCUCCAGAAAAUGUAAAUUAUUCUGAAGAUUCGGGCAUUUGUAGCCCUGAGAACGACAAAGAAUCACUGAAUACAUCAGAUCACGGCGGUCUUUCAAAAAUAGGAUCAAAGGAUAAAGCGAUUAAAAACAUAAGCGCGCGACAAGAAUGCAUGAAUAUUAAAACAAAAGCUGAAAAGGAUUGCGGUAGUAAAUUCACACCGAGAAGUGCAAAAUCUGAUUACCAAUCUGAAAUCAAGGAUAAUAUUUUGAAACAUAAAAAGCAAGAGAAUUGCAAGUCCGAUGAUGUGAAAGCAAUCGAAAGGAUAAAAAAAAAGAAAAAUGAGUUGAGUUUCGUUCGUUUUGUCGGAGAAAGUGAUAAGACACUUAAUUUCGAAGCAAGUGGAAAGUCUAAGGUUAAACAAUGUAAGAAGAAAGAGCCGAAAGUAAAAUUUAUUUCGACUUUAGUUAGAAGCGAAGUUGAUUUUGAAAAUGAGAGGGAUGAUGGUAAGGAAUCCGAGACUUGGGUUGCUCAAACAAGUGAGUCGGAGGAUUCGGUUGGAACAUCGGAAAAGGAUGAUGCUUCAAGUUAUGAUGAGAUUGCUGAUAUUUUGGAAGUGCUGGAAGCUGAAAGUAAAAAAUCUCAAAGUAAUAUAGAAUGUAUGAAGAAUAUAUUAACUGAGGAAUUAAGUGCAACCAUCAACACUGUGAACAUAAAACCGUUAGAAAAAGUACAAGCUUCUAAAAUUGAUGAGGUUCCAAAUCAAGUGAAGCAGAGUGGAAAAUCUGCGAAUUUUAAGGAUAUCCUAUGCUUCCUGGAUGAAGUUGAGAAAAGCAGCUCAGAUUCAAUAUGCAACGCCAAGCAUAGAUUAUCUUUGGCAACGGAGAUGAUCGACGGUAUAAGAUUAGACACAAUCCCAAAGGCAGAUGAUUUAUUGCUCCUUAAUUCAGAAGAAUUAUCGAAUCAAAUAAUAGACUUGAAUUUAAGAUUGAAGGAAAAGUCAUCCUCAAUUAAGAUGCUUCAAGAUGAAUUGUCAGCGGUCAGAGAGCAAGCUAUUAAAACUACUAAACAGACUGAUACACUUAUAAAGGAUAAGCUUAAGACUCAAAAGGAUGAAACCGAUGGUAUUAUAAGGAGGCAUCAAAAAUUUAUUGAUCAAUUGAUCGUUGAUAAAAAGUCUUUGAAUGAAAAAUGUGAAAGCUUGGUGCGCGAAAUGAAGGCUUUGGAAGAUAAAUUUGGGGCAAAUAUGAGAGCUGCUGAACAUAGACAUCAAGUUGAGUUGCAGAAGGUGAAGGAAAUGCAAGUGGCUGGGGAGAAGAUCAGAAGAGAAAGAUGGUUGGAUUCAAAAACUCAAAAAAUUAAGGAAAUGACUGUAAAAAGUAUCGAGCCUGAAUUGCAAUCAAUGACUGUACGACAUCAGCAAGAAUUAGCAGAUUUACGAUCAUUGCAUAAACGCGAGAUCGAAGACAUUGAACUGAAGAACGCAAGAAAAAUGCAGCAGCAGUGUGAAGUAUUGAGACAACAACUUACUGAAGAAAGGGAGAAAGCAUUGGCCCACGAACGAGAAGUAAUUCGAUUGAGAUACGAAUCAUUGGUCGAGUCGGAGGAGAAAGGUUAUCAGGAGCAAAGAAAAAGAUUACUCCAUGAGCACUCAAACAGGUUGAAGGAAUGCGAAGCGAGGGAGGCAGCUGCCGUUACCGAAAAGGAAAGGGCCAUUAAACAAACAAAAGAAGAGUACGAAGAUAAAUUACAAGGAGUGAUUAGAAGGCACGAAGGAGAAGUGAAGAUGCUGAAGGAGACGACCGAGAUGGAGAUGGAAACUUGGAGGAGUAACUUAAGGAAACAGCAGGAAUGUCAGAUAGCUAAUAGGGAGCAAAGUAUUCGGGAGAAUUGCAGGAGGGAACGGGAUAAAGAGAUCGAGGCUGUUAUUGAGCGGCUGGAAGCGGAGGCAAGUGACAAUAGAAACCAAUUGGAAAUUGCAACGGAGAAUAGGAUCAGAAGGUUGAAGGAAAAGUUUGAGAAGGAGAUUGGAGAUCUAGAAUCGUCAGAGGCCGAGUCAAAAGCUAAAUACGCGGAAACCAAAGGAAAACUGUUAGAAACAGAGGAUAUCGUUAUCGGCUUGAAAGGCAACGUGAAACACUUGGAAAUUCGACUGGUUGAUAUCCAGGAUUUGUAUGAGAAAUUGUGUAGCGAAAAAAGCACAAUGCGCGAAGGUCUGCGGGAGGAAAUGAGGGGCGAGAUUUCCAGUUUGCAGCAGGAAAUAGAAAGAAUUAAGAAUGACAGAGACGCAGAGCUUCAGCAAGUAUAUGCCAGGGUAAAAGUUGCUGUUGCUAGGAAAGAUGAGAUGUUUUGCGAAUUGAGUCGGGAUCAUGGGGCAUUGAAAGAGAAAUGCAAAUAUUUGGAAAGUCUUCUAGAGCAGCAGAGGAAGGAGUAUUUGAUAAAAUGAAGUACUGAAUCUACGGCAGGAAUAAUUGUGUGUUUUGUUUGUGCAUUUUGUUGG
Molecule: messenger RNA, 2585 nt
Organism: Nicrophorus vespilloides
Lineage: Eukaryota; Metazoa; Arthropoda; Insecta; Coleoptera; Silphidae
Gene: dila
Product: centrosomal protein of 131 kDa
Exons: 9
Coding region: 258-2531 (757 amino acids)
Biological process (GO): regulation of centrosome duplication; cilium assembly; intraciliary transport involved in cilium assembly
Cellular component (GO): centriolar satellite
Source: RefSeq, a predicted model, not a curated record